CUCAGCUGAUAAAACCCCAUGAAAACCAAACGCAUGGUACCUGUUGAACCAACUUGAAACCGAGUAUCGUUCACUCGUAGUAUUUACUUGUGUUUUUGGAAUUAUUUUCUUUAAUUUUACACUUAAAAACAAAUCAGACUAUGGCCACUCGUGUUCGACCGAGCACUAAGCGGUGUGCAGUGAUUGGGGGGUCAGGUUUCUUGGGCCGACACUUGGUGGAGAAGCUCCUGGAUCGUGGCUACACCGUGGCCGUGUUUGACAUCCGACAGAGCUUCGAGCUCCCCGGGGUCACCUUCCACCAGGGAGACCUGUGCGACAUGGAGGCCCUGCUGCCGGCCCUGAAUGGCGUGUCUCUGGUCUUCCACUGCGCCUCUCCAUCACCUGCAAGUGACGACAGGCGACUCUUUGAAAAGGUCAACAUUCAGGGCACGAGGAUUGUCAUUCAGGCUUGCGCCAAGGCCGGAGUACAGAAACUGGUGCUGACCAGUAGUGCCAGUGUGGUGUUUGAGGGGGUCCACAUCAAGAACGGCAGGGAAGAUUUACCGUAUGCCAAGAAGCCUAUCGACUACUACACGCAGACCAAGAUUGAGCAAGAGAAGUUGGUCCUCCGGGCGUGUGACAAGCAGACAGGUUUCCUCACAGUUGCCAUCCGUCCUCAUGGCAUCUUCGGACCCCGGGACCCGCAGCUGGUGCCCAUCCUGGUGGACGCAGCUCGCAGGGGCAAGAUGAAGUUCAUCAUUGGCGAUGGCACCAACCUGGUGGAUUUCACCUUUGUGGAGAACGUGGUCCAUGGACACAUCUUAGCUGCAGAGCACCUGAGGCCAGACUCUCCCAUCUGUGGCAAACCGUACCACAUCACCAACGAUGAACCAGUUUGCUUUUGGGACUUCAUGUCGGAUGUGUUGGUCGCUCUGGGUUACGCCGCUCCACGCUACCACCUGCCAUACACCUUUGUGUACGGACUUGCCCUCCUCCUUUGGCUGCUGGCUCUGGUGCUACGCCCGCUGGUGUCUUUCAAACCCACCUUCACGCCAAUGAGGGUGGCUCUGGCGGGAACCCACCACUACUACAGCUGCGAGCGAGCCAAGCAGGACAUGGGAUACAAACCUGUAGUCGGCCUGAAGGAGGGGAUCGAACGCACGGUGCAGAGCUAUCCUCAUCUCAGACACAAUGCCUGAUAGUGACGUAGUAUAGCAGUGGUGUAAGCAGGUAUUGAGCACUUUUGUGCCUUUUUAGUUGCAGUGCACCAUUUUCACCAGCAGAGAGCAGGAGUUCAUCCUUUCAGAAUUAAAGCACAUACAAAAGUAACCACAAAAUGUGAAUUUAAUGAUAUUUUUAGAGAGGUAUUAAUCAAUACUGUAUGUCAGGGGUGUCCACAUUUUUUCCACUGAGGGCCGCACUGAAUAAUCAAAGCAAGCGGGGGCCAUUUAUUUUAA
This is a messenger RNA of Nerophis ophidion (straightnose pipefish), 1436 nucleotides long. It is a transcript of the gene nsdhl, whose product is annotated as NAD(P) dependent steroid dehydrogenase-like. The coding region runs from base 141 to 1178 and encodes 345 amino acids. Lineage: Eukaryota; Metazoa; Chordata; Actinopteri; Syngnathiformes; Syngnathidae. Gene Ontology annotation, molecular function: 3-beta-hydroxy-Delta5-steroid dehydrogenase (NAD+) activity. The record is from RefSeq and is a predicted model, not a curated record. The transcript has 7 exons. Gene Ontology annotation, biological process: steroid biosynthetic process.